AUGUCUGCUAAAUUGUGGGGAGGUCGCUUCACUGGCAAAACCGAUGAAUUGAUGGAUGCGUUUAACGCUUCUAUACAUUUCGACAAGCGUUUAUAUGAGGCAGAUAUCCUUGGUUCAAAGGCGUAUGCCAAAGCAUUGGCCAAACGAGGUAUCAUUACCUCUGAAGAGCAAGCUUCGCUUGUCGACGGCCUUGAGAAAGUUCGGUUAGAGUGGCAAACAAACACAUUUGUGAUACAGCCGGGUGAUGAGGAUAUUCACACAGCAAACGAGAGACGACUGGGAGAGUUUGUCGGAAGCGUUGCCGGUAAAUUGCACACCGGGCGCAGUAGAAACGAUCAGGUCGCAACAGAUUUUAGAAUCUGGGUUAGGGAGGAAUCAAAAAAAAUAUUGACUCAUGUAAAACAAUUGGUUGGCGUCGCUGUUGAAAGAGCAGAAAGAGAGAUCGAUGUACUGAUGCCCGGGUAUACUCAUUUACAGAGAGCUCAACCUAUUAGAUGGAGCCAUUGGCUGCUAAGUUAUGCCUGGAGUUGGCAAGCCGAUGCCCAGCGCCUCGAGCAAAUCAUCGAUCGAAUCAAUGUUCUUCCUUUAGGUAGUGGUGCGCUAGCCGGUAACCCUUUCAAUAUUGAUAGGGAAUUCUUGGCCAAUGAAUUAGGAUUCAAAGGUGUCAUGCAGAAUAGUUUAUACGGUGUCAGUGAUCGCGAUUUCGUUGCAGAAUUACUGUUCUGGGCCUCUCUAACAAUGGUCCAUAUAAGUAGAUUCUCAGAAGAUUUGAUUAUCUACAGUUCCGGAGAAUUUGGUUUCGUCACUCUUGCCGAUGCUUACAGCACCGGAAGUAGCCUUAUGCCACAAAAGAAAAAUCCAGACAGCUGUGAAUUGUUACGUGGUAAAAGUGGUCGCGUCUUUGGUCAGUUAUCGGGAUUCCUGAUGACUUACAAAGGUAUUCCAAGUACCUACAAUAAAGAUCUUCAAGAGGAUAAGGAACCACUUUUUGAUGCAGUCGAUACUUUGUCCGGUUCAUUACAAAUUACCGCAGGGGUUUUAUCAACUCUCACUAUUCAUCCAGAAAACAUGAAGAAAAAUUUAAGUAUUGAUAUGUUGGCUACAGAUGUUGCCGAAUAUCUUGUACGAAAAGGAGUACCAUUCCGUGAAACCCAUCAUGUAGCGGGCGCGGCAGUCCGCACAGCAGAGGAACGUAACACAACCAUGGCCAAUUUAUCAUUGUCUGACUUUCAACAGCUUCAUGCGGCAUUUGAUAGUGAUAUCACCGAAAUAUGGGAUUUCGAGAAGAGUAUCGAAAAUAGAUCAAGCUUGGGUGGAACAAGUAAGGCCACAGUUCUAGAACAGGUUCACAAGUUGAAACAGUGGUUGAGCGAGAAAUAA
Molecule: messenger RNA, 1380 nt
Organism: Acaulospora morrowiae
Lineage: Eukaryota; Fungi; Glomeromycota; Glomeromycetes; Diversisporales; Acaulosporaceae
Source: the annotation of a GenBank genome assembly